Molecule: messenger RNA, 824 nt
Organism: Rhipicephalus sanguineus (brown dog tick)
Lineage: Eukaryota; Metazoa; Arthropoda; Arachnida; Ixodida; Ixodidae
Product: putative defense protein 3
Exons: 6
Coding region: 161-790 (209 amino acids)
Molecular function (GO): oxidoreductase activity, acting on metal ions
Source: RefSeq, a predicted model, not a curated record
UGGUACCUACUUCGUGAAACAGUUCCGCAACCCUGAUCAGAAAACCAGCAGCCUAAUCGUCAGCGGCUAUCACUGCCAUCUCGAUUUCGUACGCACCUCAGUUCGCGUUCAUUUUUCGUUCUCAAGUGCACCCAUAUCUUCUCGUAACCUCGCGAGCGUCAUGUUCCUGCGAAAUCUGUGCUUGCUGUUCGUGCUGUCUCGUGGGACUGUGUGUUACCGCAACGGAGCGCCGGCUGGCGCCUGCGAUCACAUGACGCCCAAACACGGUCCUGGCAUCGUGCCGUCCACCGACAAGGGCAACCUUGGCCUGUCUGCCACGCUCGACGACAAGCGAAUCGCCAAAGUGCUCUUGGUUGGGACCUUCAAGGGUUUCCUCAUCAAAGCAGUGAACAAAGAUGGCGGCCUGGUAUCUGGAAAGUUCGCCAUUGACAACAGUUUUAUGAAGGGAGUGGACUGCGAUGGCCACAAAGAUAGUGCCGUCACUCACGUGAACAACAGCGAAAAAAGCUCUGUCUCGGUCACAUGGACAGCUCCGGACAGCUUCACUGGAGACGUCAUGUUCAGGGCCACCGUCGUGAGGACAAAGCCCGACUUCUACGUUGGCCUGAUGUCAUCGGCCGUGAAGAUACAGGCCCCGUCGCCAAGCGACAACCAUAAAAGUGACAAGGACGGCAAAACUGGGAAGCAGGAUAGUAGCGCCACAUCGCUGUACGGGCUCCCUGUCUGGCCGCUUGCUCUCGUCCUCAGCUGCGUCGCCCUGAACGCACGUCACUGGCUAGCGUUCCCUUAGGUUGUACAUGGCCUGACCACGGCCGCUAAAUAAA